Molecule: messenger RNA, 1569 nt
Organism: Striga hermonthica
Lineage: Eukaryota; Viridiplantae; Streptophyta; Magnoliopsida; Lamiales; Orobanchaceae
Source: the annotation of a GenBank genome assembly
AUGUCCCAAGAAGGCGGCGAAAGUAGUGGGGUUGUUGAAAACCCUGCAGAAGAUGUUGUGAAACAGGAAGAGAAUGAGCAGCUCGACUCGAGCCCAAUGGUAGACUCCCGGAAUCCUGUUCAGGAGAAUGGAUACCAUGAUGGAAAUGAAGAUUCCAGCAGCCAUGAUGAGCUUGUACAGAUGGUGGCAGAACUCGGUUUCCAGAAUGAAUAUUUGAAGUCACAGUAUGAGGGCUUGAAGACUGUUAUUCUGGAUUCUGAUGGGCCAGACCAAGAGAAAGCACAAAGUCAUGAUGACAGUGUGUUGGGUGGAGAUGUGAGACAGAUGCUUGAAGAAAUAAAAUCUCUGAAGACAGAACUUAUUGAGGAAAGGCAGACACGAGGUGCUGCAGAGGAAGCUCUCAAGCACCUAAGAGCCGCGCACUCGGAUGCCGAUCUGAAAGUGCAAGAGCUUUCUACCAAAUAUGCUGAAGCUCAACAGAAGAUGGAUCAAGAAAUAAAAGAACGGGAUGAGAAGUACUCUGAGCUUGAUUCUAAGUUCAACCGGCUCCAUAAAAGAGCUAAACAGCGUAUCCAGGAGGUGCAAAAGGAGAAAGAUGAUAUUGAAGCCCAGUUAAGUGAAGUUAAGAGCAAAGCUGAACUUGCAUCUUCUCAGCUGUCAGCACUGCAGCAAGAGUUGGAGCGCACGCGGCAACAUGCAAAUGAAGCACUAAAAGCAAUGGACACAGAGAGGCAACAAUUGCGAAGUACUAACAACAAACUUCGGGACAACAUUGAAGAAUUACGUCAUUCUUUGAUCCCCAAAGAGAAUGCUCUGGAGGCAAUGCAACACUCAAUGCAGGAGAAAGAACAGUUGUUGGAAGACAUGCGAGGGUUACUGCAGGUAGCUGAUGAAAAGCGUCUAGCUUCAAUUGCUGAACUUUCUCUAAAGCACCAGAAGCAAGUCGAGAAUUUUGAAGCCCAAAUGGCUGACUUUUUAUCAGAGAGAAGCAGAGCAACUGAAACAAUAUCAUCUCUGCGGGCAUUAAUUGUAGAGAAAGAUACCAAGAUUGCAGAGAUGGAUGCAGCUUCCAGUGGUGAAGCAGCACGACUUCGAGCUGCAAUGGAGAAAUUAAAAGGAGAGCUCAGUCAUCUGAAAAACGAACAUGAGAAAGAGAAAGGCGAUCUGGAAGCUGUAUUGCAGUCCUUGAGAUCAAAUCUGGAGAUUUCUGAGAAUCAUAGGGUACAUGCGGAAGUUGAAGCAGCCAGCUUACGAAGUCAAUUAGAGUCGGAACUUUCUGUGCAAUCUCAGCUGCUGGCUAGCAAAGAUGCCGAGCUAGGGGAAGCCAAAGAAAAGAUAAAUCGCAUUGAACAUGACUUUGCUUCAUACAAAGUUCGAGCUCAUGCCUUGCUUCAGAAAAAAGAUUCUGAAUUAGCUGCUGUUACGAACAAUGACCAAUUCAAAUCACUCGAAGAAGCUCUUAAGGAUGCUGAGAGAGAGAUAUUAUUAAUAUCUGCUGAGAAGGAUAAAGCUUCCCAAGAUCUCAACGAAGCGUUGACCAAUUCUGAAAAGGAAAUCUCCUCCAGGUGA